CCGAGCCAGAGGCCGCCGCCCAAGCGUCGUCGCGGAGCCUGAAGCGCGUCGAGCGGCCGCGUCCGCGGGGUGUGGGCGAGCCCGGGCCCGGUCCCCUCUCUCGCCGCCGCCAUGGGCUGCACGCUGAGCGCCGAGGACAAGGCGGCGGUGGAGCGGAGCAAGAUGAUCGACCGCAACCUGCGAGAGGACGGGGAGAAGGCGGCCAAGGAAGUGAAGCUGCUGCUGCUCGGUGCUGGAGAAUCUGGUAAAAGCACCAUUGUGAAACAGAUGAAAAUCAUCCAUGAGGAUGGCUAUUCAGAGGAAGAAUGUAAGCAGUACAAGGUAGUUGUCUACAGCAAUACUAUUCAGUCCAUCAUUGCAAUCAUAAGAGCCAUGGGGCGGCUGAAGAUUGACUUCGGGGAAGCUGCCAGAGCAGAUGAUGCCCGGCAGUUAUUCGUUUUAGCUGGCAGUGCCGAAGAAGGAGUCAUGACCCCGGAACUAGCAGGAGUCAUCAGACGGUUAUGGCUUGACGGUGGAGUGCAAGCUUGCUUCAGCAGAUCUCGAGAGUAUCAGCUCAAUGAUUCUGCUUCCUAUUACCUAAAUGAUUUGGACAGAAUAUCCCAAAACAACUACAUUCCAACACAGCAAGAUGUCCUGCGAACAAGAGUGAAGACCACAGGCAUUGUGGAAACGCAUUUCACCUUCAAAGAGCUAUACUUCAAGAUGUUUGAUGUAGGUGGCCAGAGAUCAGAACGAAAAAAGUGGAUUCACUGUUUCGAGGGGGUGACAGCAAUUAUCUUCUGUGUGGCCCUCAGUGAUUAUGACCUUGUUCUGGCUGAGGAUGAGGAGAUGAAUCGAAUGCAUGAAAGCAUGAAACUGUUCGACAGCAUCUGUAACAACAAAUGGUUCACAGACACUUCAAUCAUUCUCUUCCUCAACAAGAAAGACCUUUUUGAGGAAAAAAUAAAGAGGAGUCCGUUAACCAUCUGCUACCCAGAAUACACAGGUUCCAACACAUAUGAAGAAGCAGCUGCUUACAUUCAGUGCCAGUUUGAAGAUCUGAAUAGAAGAAAAGAUACCAAGGAGAUCUACACCCACUUCACCUGUGCCACAGACACCAAGAAUGUGCAGUUUGUUUUUGAUGCUGUUACAGAUGUCAUCAUUAAAAACAACUUGAAGGAAUGUGGACUUUAUUGAAGAGUGCUGACCUUAGUAAACGUUAAUACAGUGUGGAGUGUUGCCAGACUUCUUUGCUGUCCUCACGGGGCAGCUGCAAGCAUGAACGGGACCAGGGAAUGGCGGCGGCAUGCAAAAUCUUAGAACUCUUUAGCACAAUCUUCUGUAUUAAGGAACUCUUAAUUGACUUGAGUUGCUAAUAUCAGACAUUGGAAUUUGAACACUUAUAAAGUUUGAUUCUAUUGCGAGUCAUCUGUUGGAUUUCAUACUGUUUGAGGCAGAUGUGAAGUUGAGGUGCUGCAUUCCAGAACUUCAAUAUAUAGCUUAGUCAUUUUUCCCCUUCUUGUCCAGCACCAAUAGUUCCUUUUUAAGGUUUUUUUUUAAUUCAAGAAAAGAAUAACUUUACUAAAUUUUACUUCUUUGUGAAAGAAUCCUUUAUUAAAACAGUCUUAACUAUGCACCUGAUGUGACAGAUCACCUUGAAAAUGUUCCUCUUAGUAGGAACUUUUGGUUUUUAACUCUUGGUAUGGUCAGAAUAUAAUAUUUCCACAAAGACUUAGUUCUUUACAGUUCUUGGGACUAUAUUUACAGCCUUUUUGGAUGAAAUUCACAUUACUGUCCUGUUAAUAAUACCAGUUGGUAUGAUUUCUAAACGGUAUUUACCUUGGAGAGUUUGUAUGAAGUAUGCUAGCUCUCUAUUUUUUUAAACUUAACCAUUGAAGGUUAAACUGGUUAAACUGAUGCUGAUACCAAAUUAGUAGAUAAAUGUUGAUGUUGUAUGAUAAGUCAGCUUCUUGGAUACAGCUAUACCCAGGGCAGCUGCCCAUUAGAAAUGCAAAUUGCUUAUUUCCAAAUAGAACCAGUGACUUUGCUGCUACUUAAUACCUUAACUAAAUUGACCACUUAGAUUUCUGCUUGUUUGUCUCAAUCAUAGGGAAUUUUGUGAAAGAUGACCCUUGUUUUCCAUCUUCCAUGGCCUUUCCUUUGGGAAACAUUUGAAGUGUAUUAACAGUGCAUGCUUUUACUUUGUGAACGUGGUGCCAAGUCCCGUUUUGCCACCGUUUUUAAAUGUAGCCUUGUUAAUUGUACUAGUCAGUACCUUCUUUUGGCAAAAUUACUGCAUUUGGGGACAUUUUUCCACUUUGUUGUGUGUACAGAUUUUAAUGUUAUAGUUGGCAGCAGUAUUAAAAUGGUGAGUAAAGAAUCCAGGUUUGUUCCUGUUUGUAAUACACCCUUUCUAGAAAUAAUUUCUUCUGUUUCUGUUUUGCUCCUGCUGAAUGUGCUUUGGCCUUUUGUCUGAAAUUGGGUUUAGAUCGAAGCCUUUCCUGAAAGUCUAGUCCUUUGCUGUAAUAAGUGUUGUUCGAUCUUGGCCCAUUGAGGGUCUAAUGUCAUAUCUGUAUAAGUGAUGCUUAGUUAUAACUCAUUUUCCAGAUUUACAUUUUGAUUGUGUGCAGAGCUAUAUAUACUCAUUUAGCCUGCAGGUCCUUUUGUACAAUGUACAGCAAAUGUCAUUAAAUACUGAAUGGUCCAUAGAAGGAAGGCAAAUAAAGAGAAUACAUUUUGAGCUUU
Molecule: messenger RNA, 2724 nt
Organism: Sorex fumeus (smoky shrew)
Lineage: Eukaryota; Metazoa; Chordata; Mammalia; Eulipotyphla; Soricidae
Gene: GNAI3
Product: G protein subunit alpha i3
Exons: 9
Coding region: 112-1176 (354 amino acids)
Biological process (GO): adenylate cyclase-modulating G protein-coupled receptor signaling pathway
Cellular component (GO): heterotrimeric G-protein complex
Molecular function (GO): GTP binding; GTPase activity; G protein-coupled receptor binding
Source: RefSeq, a predicted model, not a curated record